Molecule: messenger RNA, 3187 nt
Organism: Acanthoscelides obtectus
Lineage: Eukaryota; Metazoa; Arthropoda; Insecta; Coleoptera; Chrysomelidae
Source: the annotation of a GenBank genome assembly
GACGCGUGCCGCUUUCACGCGUUCGACCGGGAUUCGCCUCUGUAUAGGCGUCGUUCAGUCUGCCGGGUGUAUGUGUGACUGAUGCAGUGAGUGUGUCAUGUGAUGACCGAUGACGUUUACCGUUCAGCAGAAUGACGCUCUCCUGCUAUGACAUGUUCUGCGUCAACUUUGCCAAGGUGGGCUUGCUCGAAGGUCACAGCCGGCAUCAUGCGCUAUGCACUGAGGUGUACGAGAUGCAGAUAAACAGCGAAGCGGCAGCCGCCGCGGUCGCAGCUACGGGGGGCGGCGGAGGCGGCGCAGUCGUAGGCACCGCGGGGGCAGCGGAACCGUGCCGAUUCCCGAAGCUGGAGGAGUGCGCGCACUUCCAUUACGAGAGGGUGCAGCUGCCGCCACAACUCGACAUCACGCUGCAGACGGACGGGAUGGAUCAGUCGCUGCAUUCGCAGCACUCCACGAACGAAGACACGGAAACGGAAUGGUUCAUGGUGCAAGUAACGUCCGGUGACGCUUGCUGGUUGAUACAAAGGAACUUCGAUAACUUCCAAAUGCUGGACGCUCAACUGCAUCAGUGCAUCUUCGACAGAAAGAUCUCCCAGCUGGAGGACCUUGCUCAGCUGUCACCAGACGACGAUGCUUUAGAGAGCAAAUUGCUCCGGUACUUGGAGCGAUUCAGCCAGAUAGCGGACAACUCUGUGAAUUGCGGUCCGGUGCUGAAUUGGUUGCAGAUGGACAACAAAGGCAGGAGGCUGUUAGUGCCGAGCGAGGAGAGCAGAUCUAUUAACACUCCGGCCGUUGCAGCUGCUUACAGCGUCAGGCGAUACGUUUCACAGGCGCGAGACGAGCUAAAUCUGGAGGUAGGCGAUAUGAUAUCUGUGAUCGACAUGGCUAGUCCCGGGGAGUCGAUGUGGUGGCGAGGAAAAAGGGGCUUCCAGGUUGGCUUCUUCCCGCAAUACUGCGUCCACAUAAUAGGAGACAAGGUGCCUAGAAACAUGCCGUUGCCGCCACCUGUCGUUGGCUCAUUGGCGCUGAACCAGAUCAAACCAGUUCUACGGAAGCACGGCAAGUUGAUCACCUUUUUCCGGAGUUUCAUCGUGAACCGGCCGUCUCGGCGGCGUUUGAAACAGUCGGGCAUACUGAAGGAGCGCGUUUUCGGCUGUGAUCUUGGCGAGCAUCUGCUGAACUCCGGCAACGACGUGCCGGCCGUGCUCAAAUGUUGCGCCGAAUUCAUCGAGAGAAACGGGAUCGUCGACGGGAUAUAUAGGUUAUCCGGGGUCACGUCCAACAUUCAAAAGUUACGUAACGCCUUUGACGAGGACAGAAUACCAAAUCUGUACACAGAGGAUGUCCUCCAAGACGUGCACUCUGUCGCAUCUUUAUUAAAGAUGUAUUUUAGGGAAUUACCGAAUCCUCUGUGUACCUAUCAACUAUACCAAAGCUUUGUGAAUGCCGUGCAAGGAUGCAGCGGCGGGGUGCGUAACUCCGAAACGGACCACGAAAGGCUGCUGAAGAUGAGGGAAACCGUACAAAAAUUGCCGCCGCCUCAUUACAGGACCUUGGAGUAUCUGAUGAGGCACUUGGCUAAAGUAGCGAAACACGGUGCGAGCACUGGCAUGACUACAAGAAACGUCGCGAUUGUAUGGGCGCCUAAUUUGCUACGGUGCGAGGAACUGGAGGUCGGUGGAGUAGCUGCACUGCAAGGUGUUGGUGUACAGGCUGUGGUAACCGAGUUCCUGAUCUGUUACGCGGACUUGAUAUUCUGUGAUCGUUUGCCGAAUCUGGACGCUCCCUCUCUAGCCGCGGAGAGUCUGCUGAUGAAAAAGUGCCGACCGAACAGCUUGGCGAUAUCCACUCCGACCAAACUGAUCACUUUAGAGGAGGCUAGAAGCAAACAUUUGCCGGGAAAAACGGACGAAUGCAAUUAUAUAGAAGUAGGAGGAGGCCCGAAAAAUCUACCAAAGAAUUACCAUACUGUCAUCGAGUUGCCGUCAGGUGCAAGAAAACGAAGCCAUACAAAGCGAUCUCCGUUAGGUUGGAAACUAUUCUUUACUAGGUCGAGGAACAGCUCUCAGGGUAACCUGAAGAACAGAAAAGUAUCUACUCCCAUCACAAUAAAUGAAAAAUCCGUUACCGAGUCUGAUUUGACAGACAUGAAAAGAAAACUCAGGUCGGUAAAAUCAGCUGAAAGUUUGACGUCUGGACAUUCUGAACCGACUGGGAAUGAUGACGUUCUCGGACCGCUACAAAGUCUGUCUAAACCACCCGGCCACAACAGGUCUGUUUCACAUGACUCCUACUUCGAUACGUUACAAGUUUCACAAAAUAACUCUGAAGGAUCUCUACUAGACUUAAGUGAAAUACAGCUCAAUUUUGAGUUGGAGGAGUCGGAAAUGAGGAUAUUCUCAGAAGAUGAAAGCUUAGUCAGUUCUCCAAGAAUACAGAAGGAGCCGUCGCGCAGGAUCUUCAGCCGCGCCAGACCGGAGGAGUUCACUUCGGCGACGAGCUCCGUAAAUCCGUCUCCGAAAAAACAGCCUCGAGUGAUCAUGUCGCCGGAGUCUCAGUCGCGCAAGCGUACAAGGCUCGAGGACCAGUUGUCCGACAUUCAGUACAUCGACUGUAACACGCCGGAGAACGUGGUCGUCUCGACGACGGCCGUCAUCCACAGUCUUCCGGAAAGCCCCCCUGCCCACACGGUACGAAUUUAAACAUUGCUAAUUGAAGAAGAUUCUCGCUGCACAUAUGCGACUAUAGAGGCAACUCUUGGGGCAGGAUCCGCAACAGUGCGCGGCAUUUUGCGUGAUCCAUUUAGUAGUGAUUUCGUACUGUUUUAUAUUCAAGAACCUUUAUUUACAAUGCCGUUAAAUAUUACAACAGUAUUAAUUUUCAUUUUAAAAAUAUUGCUAAUAUUAAAACUUUUAAAUUAAAAUUGAAGUCCGAUCUUCUCUCGCAAACAUGAAUUGCCACUUAUAUUUUUUUAUUGGUUAAUGAUGGUUGAUUUAAAAAAAAAAUCCCUUUGAUCACAGUUUUGUUGGUUUAAAACAAACCGAUUUAAAUGUAUGUACCAUAGUUAUUGUCAUCCACUUCUAUGUAAUUUCGUAUAAAUUAUCAAAACGGGGUUAGGUGGAAGAAUAGCUCACGCUAAACCUCGCCCCUCGUAAUGUACUAAAUGUUUAGUGCAAUAAAGACCCUU